Molecule: messenger RNA, 1977 nt
Organism: Penicillium chermesinum
Lineage: Eukaryota; Fungi; Ascomycota; Eurotiomycetes; Eurotiales; Aspergillaceae
Product: acetate--CoA ligase
Exons: 7
Coding region: 1-1977 (658 amino acids)
Cellular component (GO): cytosol
Molecular function (GO): acetyl-CoA synthetase activity; AMP binding
Source: RefSeq, a predicted model, not a curated record
AUGGCGGGCGCAACAAAGCCCUCGGUGGUGCUCGAAGCCCACGAGGUCGACACUUUCCACGUUCCACAGGCUUUCCACGAUAAACAUCCCACCGGAACCCACCUCAAAGAUAUCAAUGAGUACAAGGCGCUCUAUGAGGAGUCAAUCAAGAGCCCGGACACAUUCUGGGCCCGCAUGGCUCGCGACCUGCUCACGUUCGAUCGAGACUUCCAGACCACACACUCCGGCUCCUUGGAGAACGGCGACAGCGCCUGGUUUGUGGAGGGUCGCUUGAAUGCCUCCUUCAACUGUGUCGAUCGCCAUGCUCUGAAGAACCCCGACAAGGUUGCCAUCAUCUACGAGGCUGAUGAGCCUAAUGAGGGCCGCCAGAUUACAUACGGCGAGUUGCUACGCGAGGUCUCUCGCGUCGCCUGGACCCUGAAGCAGCGGGGCGUGAAGAAGGGCGACACUGUUGCCAUCUACCUCCCCAUGAUUCCCGAAGCUUUGAUCGCAUUCCUCGCCUGUUCGCGCAUUGGCGCUGUUCACUCCGUGGUUUUCGCCGGUUUCUCUUCUGAUUCACUGCGGGACCGUGUGCUCGAUGCAAACUCCAAGGUUGUCAUUACCUCCGAUGAGGGUAAGCGCGGCGGCAAAGUUAUUGGUACUAAGCGCAUUGUCGACGAGGCGCUUAAGCAGUGUCCGGAUGUGAACACUGUCCUUGUCUACCGCCGCACUGGCGCUGAGGUGCCCUGGACUCAGGGCCGUGAUCUCUGGUGGCACGAGGAGGUUGAUAAGUACCCCAACUAUAUCGCUCCCGAGUCGAUGAACUCCGAGGACCCUCUGUUCCUGCUGUACACCUCCGGCUCGACUGGCAAGCCUAAGGGUGUCAUGCACACUACCGCUGGCUAUCUCCUGGGUGCUGCUAUGACCGGCAAGUACGUUUUUGACAUUCAUGACGAUGAUCGUUACUUCUGCGGUGGUGAUGUUGGUUGGAUCACCGGUCACACUUACGUGGUGUACGCUCCACUCUUGCUGGGCUGUGCGACUGUCGUCUUUGAGAGUACUCCUGCAUACCCCAACUUCUCACGUUAUUGGGACGUGAUCGACAAGUACGAUGUCACACAGUUCUAUGUGGCCCCUACCGCCUUGCGACUGCUUAAGCGUGCGGGCGACGAGCACAUCCACCACGAAAUGAAGCAUCUGCGUGUGCUGGGUUCCGUCGGUGAGCCAAUUGCCGCAGAGGUGUGGAAGUGGUAUUUCGAGGCUGUUGGAAAGGAGACUGCCCACAUUUGCGAUACCUACUGGCAAACCGAGACCGGCUCUAACGUCAUUACCCCCCCUUGGUGUGCUUCCCUGCCUUUCUUCGGCAUUGAGCCUGCUAUCAUCGACCCUGUCUCUGGAGAGGAGAUUAGUGGCAAUGAUGUCGAGGGUGUCUUGGCUUUUAAGCAGCCUUGGCCAAGUAUGGCUCGCACUGUCUGGGGAGCACACAAGCGCUACAUGGAUACCUAUCUGAAUGUUUACAAGGGAUACUACUUCACCGGUGAUGGCGCUGGUCGGGAUCACGACGGCUAUUACUGGAUUCGUGGGCGUGUCGAUGAUGUUGUCAACGUUUCUGGCCAUCGUCUGUCCACCGCUGAAAUUGAGGCUGCACUUCUGGAGCACCCGAUGGUUGCCGAGGCUGCUGUUGUUGGUAUUAGCGACGAGUUGACCGGCCAGGCCGUCAACGCCUUUGUUGCCUUGAAGGAGGGUAAUGAGACCAACGACCAGGUGCGGAAAGACUUGGUGAUGCAGGUUCGCAAGUCUAUUGGUCCAUUUGCUGCCCCCAAGGCCGUGUUCGUUGUCGAGGACCUUCCCAAAACUCGCAGUGGCAAGAUCAUGCGUCGCAUUCUGCGGAAGAUCCUCAGUGGCGAAGAGGACAGCCUUGGUGAUAUUUCUACGCUCUCUGACCCCAGUGUUGUGGAAAAGAUCAUUGCCACUGUCCACGCAGCCCGUCCGAAAUAG